Molecule: messenger RNA, 4181 nt
Organism: Glycine soja
Lineage: Eukaryota; Viridiplantae; Streptophyta; Magnoliopsida; Fabales; Fabaceae
Product: LRR receptor-like serine/threonine-protein kinase ERECTA
Exons: 27
Coding region: 727-3669 (980 amino acids)
Biological process (GO): protein phosphorylation
Molecular function (GO): receptor serine/threonine kinase binding; ATP binding; protein kinase activity
Source: RefSeq, a predicted model, not a curated record
CAUAAACUCUUUGCAGAUAAUGCAAUGGCAAAACCACACAGAAAGUGACCCCUGGGAAUCAAAAGUUAAAACCAAUGGCACAGCAUAGCACAGUGUACAGUGUUUAUUUACUAUAUAGCAAAACACUCACUGGCAUAACAGUUUAGGGAGAGAGAGAGUGAAAACAAGUGUAAAAAGAGAGAAAGUUAGGAGGGGGAUAGAGAGUGUGUGUGUGUGCAGAGUUUGCAGGCUUGUAGCAGAAAUGGUGGCAGAUGGUUUUAACUUUAUGUGUGAAAUAAUUUUCUUCUAUCUCUUUUCUCUUUAGUGUUUUCUCUCUCUCUCUCUCUCUUCUUUUUCUUCCUGCAUCUUCUUGUGUUUAGGGAGUGUGAUGUUUUGUGGCAGAAGAACGAUGUGAUUGGACACAGCCAAAGCUGUGGACUUGUUCUGUUACUACUUUGUAAUUGUAAUCACAUAAAAGGCUAGAGGGUAUGAAGAGUGCACAGAAAAAUACUAGUACUAGUUUCAAACAAAACUCACCUUACUACUACCCUUCCAUCUCAAGCCAUAGUUGAGUUGAGUGGUGCACAGUGUCACUAUACAUACCACUAACACCCUUUUUUGGUUCUUGUUCUGUGGCUCCUUGUGCUUUGAGCAAGAGCUUUUUGAGAAAGAGCUUGGUGGUGGUGGUUGUUGUUGAGUGGUUUCAUGGUUAGGCUGUUGUUAAGUUGAAGUUCAUCAGUUGCAGCUAUGGCAUUUCGAUUUGGAGUCCUUAUUCUUGCUUUGGUUAUUUGUUUGAAUUUCAAUUCUGUGGAAUCUGAUGAUGGAGCAACGUUGUUAGAGAUAAAGAAGUCAUUUAGAGAUGUGGAUAACGUGCUCUAUGAUUGGACUGACUCACCAUCAUCAGAUUAUUGUGCCUGGAGAGGGAUAUCAUGUGAUAAUGUUACCUUUAAUGUUGUUGCACUCAAUCUUUCAGGGUUGAAUCUUGAUGGUGAAAUUUCACCUGCAAUUGGGAAACUUCAGAGUUUGGUCUCAAUUGACCUCAGAGAAAACAGGUUAUCAGGGCAGAUACCAGAUGAGAUUGGUGACUGUUCAUCUUUAAAGAACUUGGACUUGUCAUUUAAUGAAAUUAGAGGGGAUAUACCAUUUUCUAUUUCUAAGUUGAAACAGCUGGAGAAUCUGAUUUUGAAGAACAACCAAUUGAUUGGACCAAUUCCUUCAACUUUGUCUCAGAUUCCUGAUUUGAAGAUUCUAGACCUGGCUCAAAAUAAUCUUAGCGGAGAAAUACCAAGGCUUAUAUAUUGGAACGAAGUUUUGCAAUAUCUAGGCUUGAGAGGGAACAAUUUGGUUGGUUCACUAUCACCAGACAUGUGCCAGUUAACUGGGCUGUGGUAUUUUGAUGUGAGAAACAAUAGCCUGACAGGAAGUAUUCCAGAGAACAUAGGCAAUUGUACUGCCUUCCAGGUCUUGGAUUUAUCCUACAACCAACUAACUGGAGAGAUACCAUUCAAUAUUGGAUUCUUGCAAGUAGCAACUUUGUCCUUGCAAGGCAAUAAACUCUCUGGACAUAUUCCACCGGUGAUCGGUCUCAUGCAAGCACUUGCUGUCCUAGACUUGAGCUGCAACUUGUUAAGUGGAUCGAUCCCUCCUAUCUUGGGAAAUUUGACUUACACAGAAAAAUUGUACUUGCAUGGAAACAAGCUGACUGGCUUCAUCCCCCCAGAGCUUGGAAAUAUGUCAAAGCUUCACUAUUUGGAACUGAAUGAUAACCAUUUAAGUGGACAUAUCCCGCCCGAGCUUGGAAAGCUUACAGAUCUGUUUGACUUAAAUGUUGCAAACAACAAUCUUGAGGGGCCAAUUCCUAGUAAUCUUAGCUCAUGUAAAAAUCUCAACAGCCUCAAUGUGCAUGGCAACAAGUUGAAUGGAUCAAUUCCCCCUUCUUUGCAGAGUUUGGAGAGCAUGACCUCUUUGAAUCUUUCUUCCAACAAUCUUCAGGGCGCAAUUCCAAUAGAACUGUCGCGGAUUGGCAAUUUGGAUACAUUGGAUAUUUCAAACAAUAACUUAGUUGGUUCCAUCCCUUCUUCCCUUGGUGACUUGGAACAUCUUCUGAAGUUGAAUCUAAGCAGAAACAAUUUAACAGGAAUUAUUCCAGCAGAAUUUGGAAAUCUUAGAAGUGUUAUGGAAAUUGAUCUUUCAAAUAAUCAACUCUCUGGCUUGAUUCCUGAUGAACUUAGUCAGCUUCAAAACAUGAUAUCCUUGAGACUUGAAAAUAACAAAUUGACUGGCGAUGUGGCAUCACUUUCAAAUUGCAUUAGUCUCUCUCUACUUAAUGUGUCCUAUAACAAACUAUUUGGUGUUAUCCCAACGAGUAACAACUUUACCAGGUUUCCCCCUGACAGUUUCAUUGGAAACCCUGGUCUUUGUGGUAAUUGGCUGAAUUUGCCGUGUCAUGGUGCUCGCCCUUCAGAGCGAGUUACAUUAUCUAAGGCUGCCAUUCUUGGAAUUACUCUUGGUGCCCUUGUGAUUCUUCUUAUGGUAUUGCUGGCAGCUUGCCGACCACAUAGUCCCUCUCCUUUUCCUGAUGGAUCAUUUGACAAACCAGUUAAUUUCUCCCCCCCAAAGCUAGUGAUUCUUCAUAUGAAUAUGGCACUACAUGUGUAUGAAGAUAUCAUGAGGAUGACUGAAAACCUGAGUGAGAAGUAUAUAAUUGGAUAUGGAGCAUCAAGUACAGUUUAUAAAUGUGUUCUUAAGAAUUGCAAGCCGGUGGCUAUCAAGAGGAUCUAUUCUCACUAUCCCCAAUGUAUUAAAGAAUUUGAAACUGAACUUGAGACGGUUGGCAGCAUCAAGCACCGGAAUCUGGUCAGUCUCCAAGGUUAUUCCUUGUCCCCAUAUGGGCAUCUCCUGUUUUAUGACUACAUGGAAAAUGGCAGUCUAUGGGAUCUUCUUCAUGGACCUACCAAGAAGAAAAAGCUUGACUGGGAGCUGCGUCUAAAAAUAGCACUUGGAGCAGCACAAGGGCUUGCUUAUCUACACCAUGAUUGCUGUCCUAGAAUCAUCCACAGAGAUGUGAAAUCAUCUAACAUUCUAUUGGAUGCAGACUUUGAGCCUCAUCUCACUGAUUUUGGCAUUGCCAAAAGUCUCUGCCCCUCAAAGUCCCAUACUUCUACUUACAUAAUGGGCACAAUUGGCUAUAUAGACCCUGAGUAUGCUAGAACUUCACGUCUCACUGAGAAGUCUGAUGUGUACAGUUACGGUAUUGUUUUACUUGAGUUGCUAACUGGAAGGAAAGCUGUUGACAAUGAAUCCAACCUCCACCAUCUGAUUUUGUCCAAGGCAGCAACCAAUGCAGUGAUGGAAACAGUUGAUCCAGACAUUACUGCCACAUGCAAGGACCUAGGAGCUGUAAAAAAGGUUUAUCAGCUUGCUCUAUUAUGCACAAAGAGGCAGCCAGCUGAUAGGCCGACAAUGCACGAAGUGACACGUGUACUCGGAAGCCUUGUGCUGUCAAACACCCCACCAAAGCAACUAGCUGCACUACCACCUGCUUCAAAUCCAUCUGCCAAAGUGCCAUGCUACGUGGAUGAGUAUGCAAACCUCAAGACUCCACACUUGGUGAACUGCCCCUCAAUGAGCACCUCAGAUGCUCAACUCUUCCUCAAGUUUGGAGAAGUAAUCUCUCAAAACAGUGAGUGAAUGAGUGAGCGGGGAUUUUGAAAUGAAAAUCAAGUCCAAGAAUCAUGUAUAUUAUUUAAAAACCAAAAAAGAGAAGCGAAAAAAUGGAUGAGGGGUAAUAGUUAAUGAAAAUGUUUAUAAAAAAGUUUUAGUACUAGUUUUUUUUUUAGUGUUGGUUGAUUUGAACAAAAAGAAAGAUAUUAUGUAUCAUCAUCAUCACAAUUUGAAAGGUGAAGUAAAUCCAAUUCUUGUACUUGUUUGGUGGUAGCACACAAGGGUUUGCAGUAGCAAAAGUUAAGGUUUUGGGGCCAAUGUUGCAGGGUGGGGUAGCUAAGGUCUUAAAUGUUAGUAGGAGGGAAGCAAAUACUAUUGCAUAAUGUGUGAACAUCAAUAAUGCACUGAAUUUCUUAGCUGGCUUUGGAUCAGUUAUCUGUCUGAAUGCUGGCGGUAUUAAGAAAAAAAAAAAAGUGUAUCCAUUACCUCUUUUACUACCUGAUGCCAUUUGCUCAGUAAAGUGCUAUGAAAUUAUGUCA